AAUGCCAAAUAUUUUUCAUCAAUAACCAUCAAUGCUCUGGAAGGAUGGCAGCGAAGGCGAGGAUUUUCGCUGGUUUCUUUCUUAUUUGCAUUAUCCUCCCUUCGCUGGCCUCAGCAUUUGUAGAUCAUCUUCCUGAAGUUCAACUAGCAAACGAGUCUGAUAAAAAUGAUGUGCCGAUCCAUGUUAAUAAUGUAGCUCAUGUGAGUGAAAAGGUGAAAAAACUUAAAAAGGCAUUAAAGAAAAAGGCAAAGGAACAACAUGAUCUGUGGGAAAAAAUUCUUGAUAAUGAGAUCACUGAAGAAAGCCAACCUGAAGAAGAGGCUGCACCUGUAACUCCAACGCCUGUGCCUGUCGAUCCAACACCUACACCUACACCUGUGCCUGUUGAUCCAACACCUACACCUAACCCUGUGCCAGUUAAUCAAACACCUACAAAUGUGCCUGAAGUAUAUCCGGGAGCAACUCAAACGCCUGUGACAAUAGGAUAUGGGGGCGCACCUCUAACACCUAGUCCAUCAGACCCACAAACAGCUGUGCCUGUACAGCCAGCUCCUCAACAGGACCAUCCAACACCAAAAGAAAUUAAAGAGCAUCGCAAACGUGCCGGAUUGGAAGUGGGAUUUUACGAUGAAACUUGCCCAAAUGCUGAGAAAAUUAUUAAGGCAGGCAUGGUAAGAGCUUUUGCGAAUGAUUCCAGCAUUGCUGCUCCAAUUCCCCGCCUUCUGUUGCAUGAUUGCUUCGUCAAUGGAUGUGAUGCGUCACUAUUCUUAGACCAGACACCAAGUGGUGCAAGGGUAGAGAAGCUCGCUAACUCCAAUGGUCCAACAGUUAGGGGAUUUGACCUCAUUGACGAGAUCAAGGUCGAGCUUGAGGCCGAAUGCCCUGGCAUAGUCUCAUGCGCUGAUCUUUUGGCAUAUUUGUCAAGGGAUGCCUUUGUUGUAUCAGGUGUCCCUCACUACGACGUUCCUGGUGGACGUCGUGAUGGAAUGGAAUCCCUUGAAGCAAAUGUUCUCGGCAACCUCCCACUUCCUGAUUUUACAGUGGAUACGAUGAUUGAACUGUUUAAAAAGAAAGGCCUGAAUGAAGAGGAUUUGGUAGUCCUAAUUGGUGCCCACUCCAUUGGAGUAGCCCAUUGUUUCAGCUUCCUUUACAGAUUGGAUACUCCGCAGAAGGCUGCUUUGGUAGAUACAAGGCUCGCUGGAGUUAUGAGAUUCACAUGUACAAACCCAAUGAGUACAAUAGCUUUUGAUACCACCACACAGUACAAGAUGGAUUCCAUUUACUACAAGCAGCUGGCGGGGAAGAGAGGAUUACUUGAAUCAGAUGUGCUUUUGAGUGAAGAUCCCAGAACAAAGGACUAUAUCCAGAAGUUUGGCGAAGAUGAAAUGGGCUGGUUCAAUAAGUUGGGCAAGGCCAUGAACAAGUUGGCUUCAAUACAAGUGCUCACAGGAGACCAGGGGCAGAUCAGGAAACAAUGCCGGGCUGUCAACUGAAAACUGGAUAUAAGUCUCUAACAUGCAUCAAAAUAUUGAAUUGGUUCUUCACUUCUUAUCUUCUCCACCCCCCCACCCCCCCCCCUCUCCCCCCCCCCCCCCUCUUAAUUUACCAAGUUUUACUUUGAAGCUCAUAGGACUAAUAUAACAUACAGAUGGAGCAUGAGAGGUGUAGGUUGCUCAUCUGCAACAAAUUAAACAUUAUGUACAAAGCAAAUUUUUGUCUGAAAUGAAAUCACAAUUUUGUA
Molecule: messenger RNA, 1741 nt
Organism: Lycium ferocissimum
Lineage: Eukaryota; Viridiplantae; Streptophyta; Magnoliopsida; Solanales; Solanaceae
Product: peroxidase 2-like
Exons: 2
Coding region: 45-1493 (482 amino acids)
Biological process (GO): response to oxidative stress; hydrogen peroxide catabolic process
Cellular component (GO): plant-type cell wall; plasmodesma
Molecular function (GO): heme binding; peroxidase activity
Source: RefSeq, a predicted model, not a curated record